GGCGGCCGUCACGACGACGACGACUCCGUUAUCAAACUACGAGUGCGCUUCGAUCGAAUCUUAUUCAAGAGAUCUCGACAACCCGCAUGCACCCAGCACAGCAUCAUGCGAGUCCAUCUGGCACAAUCUGCAGCCAGCUGCUUCCUCGCGACAAUAUUGCUAUUGCCUUGUAGCUGGGCAGGACCUCAGUCACAACAGCUCUCCCAUGAGUUCAAGCGGUUGCAACAGAAUGGAGUGCAGACCCCUCAUAUAUUGUUCGUUGUUCCGGAAGCUCCUCAAGCGGCGGAAGGUGGUCUCGAUUCUCAAGAUGUAUCCGAAGAAGUGGCCUCCUCAGAAGAGCGUGGACCCGUUAGAGAUUUAUCUGAACCUCAUUUCGUUGGUGAUACAGAACCAGAACACAGUCACUUCCGACCAGUGCGUUUCCAGGAGCCGGUUCCCGGGCAUGUCCUUCAGGAAGAGUCGCCUGGCCCAUUGCCAGAGCAGGGUCCUCCGUAUAUCCAGGAGCCUCCAGGCUUUGACUCGCAGUAUGUCCCACAGAGGCCAAUUCCUCAUUUGAUACCUUCAGUUCAUGGUGGACAAGUACCUCACGGAAAAAGUGUUAUUCUGGAUUUUACGCCAAAAAAAGAAAGCCCAAAUCUAGGCGCACAUACAGGCCCAUAUCCAAAUCCUCAUCCCAACCAUAAUAUACAGAAGGGCGCUAAUCAACCAGCUCCAGGCCAAGACUUUGUUAUCUUGCGCAUCUUUAAUGAUUCUAGUCAAUCAGAGGUGAAUCGUCCAGUAGACUGGAAUAUUUCUGAAACUAUUGAAGCACCAAUUUUUCGGGAAUCAUCAAAUCCUGUAGAGUUAAUCCCAAACCUGACCGAUGACGCUUCACAGCAGCCUGAGCAAAACAAUAUAACUGCUUACUCUGGCGAAGCCCCACCUAAGGAAGUUCAACUUAUCGCUAACUCUGAGAUCAGGGGGCCACGUCUUGUCCUGCCCAUAGCUGAGAUAACUGAAUCAGCCGACAUCGUAGGUGGUUCAUCUGCCGACGCAGAUAAGGGCUCAUCUUCAGGUGGGGAUCUCCCCGCAUCGGAUUCAAUAUCAUCAGAAUCCACUGAGCAACCUGCUUCUAAGAACGACUCCCCGCUCCGAAAUAAGACUCUUAUGAUUUCCAUCGCCACCGAAGCUUCCACAACCACAACAGUCUCAACACCUGCAUUUUCCACCAGAAAUGUAACGGAAGUGUCUGUGGAACAAACUUCCUCAUUACCUUCUUCGCAGUCAGAGAUGUUUUCAAUGGUACCCGACACUUUGAGCUCAAGCCUGUCGCCCUCGAGUAAGUCCGACAAAAUUGUCGUCUACAUGUCAAAUGGACCCUUCGACAUUCUCCAAUUUCCUUCAGCACAGAAUUACACGGAAACUAAACAAAUCGCCACAGAAAAAGAUCGACACAAAGAAAUAUCGUCAAUGAUGGGCGAGAAACCGACGAGUACCUCAGAGGAUUCGUCUAGCGUAACCGUUUUCGAAAGUCCUUCGGAGUUGGAGCCAGUUGUAGUACAAUGGUCUGAGGGAUUUCCUGAUCAUGUUUCGAGCUUAACUUCCAAGGUCCCUGUUCCUACAUCCGCGACCACUGCCAGUCCUAUUGUGGAAGUCGAAAAACUAAGCAGUACCUCAGUACGAGUUCAACUACCCAAAGGGAACCUAUCUAUUGGCUUGAGUUUGGACAGUGAUGCUGAACCCACUCCAACCUCUGCCCACCCAUCGCUGAAAACAGAGUCCACUACUAAUUCGUCAACAACUUUAACUGAAGCAACGGUACCCCUGACAACAGAGCUAGAAAUCUCGGUGAGCCGGUCACCAGGAGUUACGGACCAGGAAGAUAUUCAAAUUCUGACAUCAGAUGCUGCACCCACAACGAUUGGCACCAUGGCUGAUACAGUCUCACUCGGUCAAUCUAACAAGGAGCCAAGCAUAAUUUUGAGCAGUUCCACUGAGCCUACUACUGCCUCGUUUACAACUCUUGCAUCGACAACCGAGGUUUCUCUUAGUACAGAAGCGCCUCAAACGACAGAGACGCCCCCCACUAGCUCGAUUGCAACAACAGAAGCUCCAACUACAACAGACGUUUCUGCAACUACGACAGCCGUUCCUACGACGACUACGGAAAUCUUUAUGAUUACACAGUUACCCACUACCACUCAGUCGCCUACAUCCUCGCAAGCCCCCAAAAUGAGUAUAAUGACUACUGCACCCACAAUCAGCAUAACGACAACACCUGCUCCUAUCACGACGAACACAACGACUACGACCAAACGGCUGCCAACAACGAGAAAAAGUAAGGAAGACAUUCCACAUCCUACUUCUCCUUUACCCACUUUAACUCUUGACGAAGACCCCGCCCCGAAUCCUACUGACCCCAACAAGCCAAUGUCAUUCCCGGUGAAUGUAGCCGAUUCCGCUAACGACCCCGUAUUUGAUUACGACACAAUAAUGAGCCAGGCAAGUUCGACCACGCCCGUAAUCAGUGCAUUCUCAACGUUGCCAUCCCCGGCUUACGUCCCGACGGAAAGCACUAUCGAAACAAGCUCUCCUGAAGUAACUGCUAAUGAAAUCGGUAAUGAUACCGCAUUUAUUUCAGAAACAACGGCUGAGCCUCCAGUAUUUGAUACUUCCAGCCCGCCAUCAGUCGCUCAUCGAGGUCAGAGGCCGAUAGGCGCAUCCAAUUCACCGUUCCCCACGGACGGCCCUCCGAAGUAUUACGAACUACCAACGGACAGGGAUAAACCUUCGACGUUCCCCACGCAGACAAUUCGUACCCGUAAUGGCCAAAUGAAGGGUAUCGUCUUUAAGACAUCUAGUGGUAUCCGAGUAAAUUCGUUUCUUGGGAUUCCAUAUGCACAGCCGCCGAUAAAUGGGAUGCGUUUCGAAAGACCAAUGGAGUUUCCACCAUGGACCGGCGUAUUUGAGGCUAAAAAGAUGCCAAAAUCCUGUCCUCAACCGAGUAUGCAGCUGAACGGAUUCGUUGGAGUCAACAUGAGCGAGACAAGUGAGGACUGCCUUUAUCUCAACAUUUGGAGUCCGUUCUGCGACGGAUCGAAGAAAUGCCGUUCCCGACCGGUCGUAGUGUAUAUUCACGGCGGCGGAUUCGUGUACGGCGGCGUGAACUGGCCAAUCUUUGAUGGAGCGGAGCUUGCUGGGAAAGGCGACAUUGUCGUAGUGACCGUCAACUACCGACUGGGAGCUUUAGGGUUCCUGUACAUUCCAUCAAACGGAGGUCGGCCGGAACGCGCCAAUAUGGGUUUGUAUGAUCAACACCUGGCUUUGCGCUGGGUGAAAUCGAACAUUAAGGCAUUCGGAGGCGAUCACAGCAAGAUCACUGUGAUGGGCCAGGAUGCUGGCGCCGCGUCUGUUGGGUAUCAUAUUCUAACGCCAAGGAGUACGGGGUUAUUUAAGCGGGCUGUCAUGCAAUCAGGAAGCCCUUUUAGUUUCGUAUUGCGAAACACCAAGGAUCAAGGCGAAACGCUAUUCCGUUCGUUGGCUAGCUACACCGAUUGUUUGCUCAUGCAUGGUAACUCAUCACUGCGAUACGAUGAUGUAUUAACCUGCAUGAAGAAACUGCCAUUUGAAAGCAUCAUUACGGCUUCGGAAAAGUUCAACGGUAAGGGCGCUAACUCGUUCUUUCCAAUUCUCGGCGAAGAGUUCAUUCCGAUGAAUCCUAAGGACUCACUGUUGCUCAAGCGUUUUAGUAAUGUCGACCUUCUGGUGAGCACCGCAAAACUGGAAGGUGCCUUUUUUCUACAGCAUUUCCUAUCGCCAUUUACUAAUAUCGCCGACGCAGACAGCAUUAAACCGGAAGAAAUUAUCUUUUAUCUCCGCGUAUUUCUCAGUGCUCUUCUUGGCGGUAAACCCACAGCGUCUCUUAACCAGUAUACUCAGAACACCGAGCCAAAAACCCGCUCUGAGAAGGUCGACUUUCUCCGAAAUAUUUCGGCGGUUAUUGGCGAUUACCCGUUUGUCUGUGCCACGACCGAAUUCGGCACUGAAUAUGCCAAUUUACGUCACAAUGUUUACCAUAUGCAGUUUGAUCAUCGGCCUUGGUUCCUGCUGCACCCAACAUGGUUUUCAGCGACCCAUUUUGACGACGUCAUGUUCUGGUUGGGAGCGAUGUAUAAACUUAAGGAGCGCUCGAGGAGCGACGAGCGUGUCGCUGAUGAGCUUACGGCCAUACUAACUAGUUUCGCAAAUAAGGGAACACCUCAAACUCUUGGCAAGUUAACAUGGCCACGCAUCAAUCAGGGCGGAUAUUUCAUGAACGUUGCGUCCGAGUUCACCGAACUUUUGCGUACGCCUCCAGCUGAUUGCAACUACUGGACGCGACAUUUUCCUCAAUAUUAAACCUCUAAUAAAUAUAUCUAAUCGAGGACGAGAGGUCUAGCGAUUACGAACUAUACUAAAGUAAUAUUGAUCAAUUGCCCAAAAGACAACCUCGUGCUGCCAGUGCAGACACAACGAAUACAUCCGCGAUUAUCCUAUGUUCCCGUACCAAGCACGCAGUAACAGGAUUCGUGUUGUUCAAAGUCUUGACAAGUUGAGUUUGUGCCGUUAUCAAAACGUGUCGCGCACGUUACGACAAGAUUGCUGUGGUGAAAAGAACACGGCUUGAGGAGAAUCUGUCUGCUUCGAUAUGCCUCAAGACUUUAAUCGCGAACUCAUUCACAGUAUCCAGACCUCACCGCAGUCGUACCGAUAACCCAGGGUGUUCGGCAAACUCUAAUCCGGAUUGCCUUUGUGCCUUCUGCAUCACAUAUAGCCAUCACCCUGCUUUGUUUUCAUCACACGUCUGAACACAGAUAGCUCUCUUACUUAAAUCGUUUAUUUUUCAUCGACAUCACCCCUAUAUCCCUAUAUACUCGCUUCAGUGUGCUUGCCACCUUUGCAGACGUGACGCUGGGUUUCGCUAUGACAACCCCAUUUCAGCGUGCAGAGCCUAGUCUCAACACGUAAUCUUGGUAGUGCCAUGUGCCCAAAUCGGAUUGUGCACGCUGAACCGUUUAACAGGAUUCCGCCAUCGUUCUCUCUCUUUUCGCUAGGGAACUUGGACUUCAUCCUUGCGACCCAUACUAAACCAUACAGAUAUAUGAAGUUAGCUCUCUUUUUAUAUUUAUUUUAUGCAGUGCCAGAAAAACAGUGAUUGUGUACAUAAUGUGACUAUAUACAAUAUAGAUACAUAUGAAAAUGAUAGUAAACAAUGGUGGUGCUAAUGACCAUGUUAAUGAUUAAUAAUAUUUAAAAGAAUAUGAUGGUAGGCCAAUACGAGAAAAAAAGGAAAAGUCAUGUUGAUAUGUUGUUAACAGCAAGAUACAAAUAAAAAUUAUUUAUACAUCGUUGU
Varroa destructor (honeybee mite) is the source of this 5371-nucleotide messenger RNA. RefSeq lists its product as uncharacterized. NCBI's taxonomy places the organism in Eukaryota, Metazoa, Arthropoda, Arachnida, Mesostigmata, Varroidae. Gene Ontology annotation, molecular function: acetylcholinesterase activity. Gene Ontology annotation, cellular component: plasma membrane. The record is from RefSeq and is a predicted model, not a curated record. Gene Ontology annotation, biological process: acetylcholine catabolic process; choline metabolic process.